ACUAUCCGCAGCUCGAGUUGAGGGGGAAUAAAAUUGCCGAAGGCGAUGCCACCGUACUCUGCAUCCGCCUGGCAUCCGACAUCCUCCAUGACAAAAUCAGCAUCCCGCCCCGCUGAACCGAAACGCCCUCUUAGCCAAACACGAAGCAGCCCUGCUCUCCGAGCUCCGCACCAUCUUCGUCGACCAAUGCGGCAGCGACUUCCGCAGCCCCGCGAGCAACCGAUAUAUCCUUCCGCGGUGCCACGAGCUCGUCGCGGCGAUCGGACACCGAAUGGCAUACGAAGCUGCGGCUGGUGCUGGUGCUGGUGCUGGCGGUGCCGCCGAGGGCAGGGAGGGGAAGAUCGAUCCGGUUCUUCUGCGGUUAUAUGAAAUCGGUGCGGUGAAGAGUGAUCUCGCAGCUUAUGUAGAGCAUGGAAUUGUGGCGCGGACCGAGGUGUUUGGUGCUGAGGAUGCGUGUAUUGAGGAGCUUGGGACGAGGCUUGGCAGGUUGCUUGAUGGGUUGGAUAUUGGGGCGUAUUGUAAGGCGCCGAUUCUGUCGGAGGAACUGUGGGAGCGAUUUGUGGGGACGUUGGAUACGUUUGGCAGUGAGGGGUUGGUUAGUAGCCGGUGAGUGCUUUGGUGUGAGGGCCAAUGAGUGUUCACUGUGCUUGAUGUGUUGUAAUUAUCUCUAAUGACUUGGAAC
Aspergillus calidoustus is the source of this 682-nucleotide messenger RNA. NCBI's taxonomy places the organism in Eukaryota, Fungi, Ascomycota, Eurotiomycetes, Eurotiales, Aspergillaceae. The record is from the annotation of a GenBank genome assembly.